Molecule: messenger RNA, 240 nt
Organism: Parnassius apollo (apollo)
Lineage: Eukaryota; Metazoa; Arthropoda; Insecta; Lepidoptera; Papilionidae
Source: the annotation of a GenBank genome assembly
AUGAACAAUGUAAACUCGGACCUUGACUCCGAGCUGAGACCAUCAGUUGACAUUUGCCUGCACGUAAUGACGGCAAUCAGGGCUUCUGAGAAAGAGCGCCAAGGUGACGCUGCCAUGGAAAAAAAGCCUCAAACGCAUCUCGGCUUCUUUCCUCAGGUUAAUGACAUACUAGACGCAUCAUCAAACAUCGCCAACUUAUAUCAUUACGCAAUAUCUUCAGUGGAGUUGAAGGGCUAUUGA